Molecule: messenger RNA, 907 nt
Organism: Cucurbita pepo subsp. pepo (vegetable marrow)
Lineage: Eukaryota; Viridiplantae; Streptophyta; Magnoliopsida; Cucurbitales; Cucurbitaceae
Source: RefSeq, a predicted model, not a curated record
GACCGAGACAGUGCAGAGGUUCAUUUGGGAUCAUUGCAUUAGCAAAGCUCAAGAAAUCAACCAUUUUCAUGUACCAUAUCUGAAGAAUUUUAUGAAAAAACUGAUAUCUGAAGUUGAAUCAAGUCAAGUUGAAGUGUUAGAUGAGUUCUAUGAAUUGUAUGCUCAUUACAUGGUUUCAUGGAAGGAUGAGAAUCUGGGCAAAGAAAGUGCAACAAUCUCCAAAUUUGUUUCUUUUCUUUUUCCACAUGGUUCUUCGAGUUGCCAAAAGUUAAGGAAAUUUGUGGUGCCACUACAAUGCUCUCUCAAUAUGCUUGCAGGUGAUACAGGGUGUUCAAUUUGGCCUUCGAGUCUAUACCUUUCGGAAUUGAUACUCUCGUUUCCAGACAUUUUCUCAACAAGAAAAUGCUUUGAGGUUGGUUCGGGUGUGGGUUUGGUUGGAAUCUGCCUUGCUCGCGUCAAAACGUCAUCGGUAGUGUUGAGUGAUGGUGACCCGUCAACAUUAGCAAAUAUGAAGGUUAAUUUAGGGUUGAAUGGGUUGUGCUGCCUCAGCUCUGCAACUGCUACACCAGAAAGAACUAAAGAGGAUCUUCAAACUGUGGAAUGCAUGCAUCUGCCAUGGGAAUCAGCAUCUGAAAGUGAACUCGAAGCUUUUGCACCAGAUAUUGUGUUAGGUGCAGAUGUAAUAUACGAUCCAGUUUGUCUCCCGCACCUUGUUCGUGUCCUUUCCAUUCUUCUGCGCCCAAAGCAAACUCAUAGUUCCACACACUCUUUUCCGGGGAGUGAACAUGUCGAAGAUGCAAAUCACACAAACGAUGUAGACAAUGGAAGCCAUGGAUACAAAGCUCGUGUAAGCGAAUGCCCGGUGGCAUAUAUUGCUUCCNAAAAGGCAAAUAACGGGAUUUCUUGA